This is a messenger RNA of Juglans regia (Persian walnut), 1757 nucleotides long. Its product is annotated as metacaspase-3-like. NCBI's taxonomy places the organism in Eukaryota, Viridiplantae, Streptophyta, Magnoliopsida, Fagales, Juglandaceae. Gene Ontology annotation, biological process: proteolysis. Gene Ontology annotation, molecular function: cysteine-type endopeptidase activity. The record is from RefSeq and is a predicted model, not a curated record. Bases 368 to 1420 code for a protein of 350 amino acids. The transcript has 7 exons.
CUUGCCACUUCCCUUAUUGGGAUGCUACGAAGGCACGUACCGUUGCCACUUGAUCCUUACUCUGCGAGGAUUGAUUAUCUUAACGUCUUAAAUCAGUCCUCCAUCUCUGGCAGUCAUCAUCUUAGCAUCUUGAGAGUUUAUCUGUUCUGUGAGUAAAAAUACUUACGCUGUGGAUAUAUUGAGUUUGCCUCUAAAUUUAUCUACGAACCAAGAUCACACACUGGAUGAAGGAGAAAUCAGAUAUUUGAACACUAGAUUCACAUGUGAACAACUACACAGAUAUCCUUGAGGGAGAAGAGAUCUAGAACGUGUCGCUGUUGCGGACUUUACCAUCUGUACUCUAGCUAGCUCGGAGGAUCGGAUCGAGAUGCCUGAAAGGACUGAUAAUCAGGUACUGAUCAAUAAGCAGAAGUCAAGCAGUACUAUUACUAGUACUACUCAUGCAGCCAGCCGGCCAAAUACUGAUUCUUCUUCGCAAGAUAUUAAGCGGCCAUCUCCUGUAGAGGCACCGGCCGUCGGAAGGAAGCGAGCACUUCUUUGUGGGGUUACUUACAACAGCGCCGGGGAGAAUAUAAUAAGUCGCCUCGAAGGACCUCUCAAUGAUGUGAAGGAAAUAAAAGAAAUGUUGAUUAAGCACUUAGGUUAUACUGAGGAGUGUAUUCGCGUCCUCACAGAUCAAGAAGACAACAAAAAUAAAUCAACUAUUCCAACGAAGGAGGGUUCAAAGUCUGGAGACUCGUUGGUGUUCUUCUUUUCUGGACAUUGCGUACAAUGCGGAGUACGACAUGAUGAAGUACCUCAUGGUCAUUCCGAAAACAACAUGCUGAUCGUCAAUCGUACUAGGUCUACUGAAACUCAUGACCAUGUCUGUUUGGUUGAUUGCACGGGAAAAGGUAUGAUCCCAAAUAGUUACAUAAAUUCCACCAUUGUACGGCCGCUCAAGGAGGGUGUCACACUUCAUGCAAUUGUGGAUGCUUGUCAUAGUGGAAGCAUUCUUGAUUUAAACUACAAAUACGAGCAACAAAGUAAUGAUAAGGGACGUUGGAUGGAUCUAUCAAAAGCAGAGAAAGGUACAAGUGGAGGAUUGGCAAUUUGUCUGAGUGCUUGUAGAGAUAAUGAGACGGCUCCCGAAACCAAUGCUAACUCCAUCGGAAAGGGACCGGCCGAAACCAUGGGAGCAAUGACCUAUCAUUUGAUCCAAAAUAUUGUUACGUCGAACCAUCCUGCAAACGUAACAUACGAAUAUAUACUCAAAAAAAUGCACGAAUUACGUACUGUUAGGAAUGCCCACAUGGACAAGACCAAUUACCAGAAAAUGAGCAAUCUCCUACGGGCCUUUUCUGAAAGCAGAAAAAUAAAGGAACCUGUGCUAUCAUCGUCUCUUAAUUUCGACGUUUCCUUACAGAAAUUCUUGCUGUAGGGAGUAUUAUAUAUUUAUAUAUAUAUAAUAUGCCUUGAUCAGUACCGCAAGUACGAGCGUCAAAGCAUAUAUAGUUGCGGUGGUGUAGGCGCAUGCAAAAGUCCUGUGAAUUUAAGUCAUGAUUGGGGUUUGGAUUUGCCUAAUUUAUGUUAUCUUUAUGCGUACCGAACGAUAAAAUCUUUCUAAUUUGUUUCUUAUUUGUUUCCUUUCUAAUUAUUUGGACUUAGCCUAUUUAUUUUGCAAGGUGUUGCCUCAUGCCUGGUUGUUUAGUUUGUUGUAAACUUGUAAUAAGCUCAUAUAUAUUUAUAUAUAUAUAUAUAUAGGCAGCUAUUGAUGA